This is a messenger RNA of Oncorhynchus gorbuscha (pink salmon), 3042 nucleotides long. RefSeq lists its product as uncharacterized. The transcript has 9 exons. The record is from RefSeq and is a predicted model, not a curated record. Lineage: Eukaryota; Metazoa; Chordata; Actinopteri; Salmoniformes; Salmonidae. The coding region runs from base 333 to 1169 and encodes 278 amino acids.
ACUAUUCGAGAGAAGGGUGGAUAUUCUCUCUAGGGGAUACAUUGUAACAAUUAAGAAACGUACGUAGCCCGUAAUCUAGGUUACAUUUUAACAAUCUAAAUUGUAACUAUUUAAAAUUAUAUAGUUGAAAAUUGUAGCCAUUAGCCAACAAAUGCUUAGCCACACGACAGUGCAAUUUAAUUAUCAAGAAGUGCUCUAGUAGGAAGUUGACUUUCACCUCAUAGGCUACGAAAAGGGGGCUUUCUCAGAAAGGGAAACACGUAAUGUAACCCAGGCUACUUCAAUAGCAGUGUUAAUAGAUCGGACGAAUUGUCAACGAGAUUUCAAAGAAAAUGUCGAUCUCACUUCUGACUGUCUUUCUUGCGGAAGCAAUACUCUGCACAGUUUCAGGUGAACAGCUCUACAGAAAAGUGGGAGGUGAGCUCGUGUUGACGCCUGACAAGUCCACAGUGACUGACGCCAUCACAAGCAUCCUGUGGAAGUAUGGGAAGAACAAGCUGGCAGAGUGGGACAAGGAUUUUGGUGGUCUGGACAUCUAUGGUGCCUUCAAAGAGCGUACAACCCUGGACCAGACUACUGGAGAGCUGAGAAUCAGUGGAUUGAAGAAAACAGACAGUGGAGUUUAUUCUGUGGAAUUCGACAGCAAACUGCUUAACAAGACAUAUACAUUAUCUGUUCUCAAGGCAGUCCCCAAACCCCAAAUCACUUCUUCCUGUAACUCAGACAAAACCUCCUGCAAUCUGACCUGUGAAGGUGACACCACUGAUGCUGAACCAGUCACCUACAGCUGGAAACGGGGAGAGAGGGCGUGGGAGGUCUUAGACAAACAGAUUCAUGUCAGUAAGAGCGACACUGGCAAAUCAACCAACAGUUACACGCACUUCUGCAAGAUGAGGAACUCUGCUGGGGAAGGUGAAGUCAGCGAGCCAGUGGUGUUAGGCUCAGAUGGCUGGUUGACCAAGGCCAGGUUCAUUGGUAUUUCUGUCUUUGUUCUUGCUGUUGCUGGAGUUCUAUUGUUCAUUUUUGGUCAUAGAGCUAAAACAGGAGUUUGGAUCUAUGAGAAAGAAUCAAUGCCAUGGAAAGGAGAAUUCUGGAAAAGCCAGAGAGAAGUGGGACCUAAGGUAGCCUUGGCGAGGAGAAAUGAUCAUAAAGAUGAUUCGGUAUUGUAGGACGCUGUGGAUCUGUGGGCCAUAGGAUCAGUGUGGAUCAAGAGAAACAAACAUCUAGACAACGAGCACUGGAUGACAAAAAGAAUGUUACAUCCCGAUCUGAGAAAUAGAGGUCAAUUUGAGUUACAGAUGUAGGAUCUUAAUUUGAGCUAAGCUGAGUUUGUUACUGCAGGAAAAUAGUCCUGCAGAAAGAACUUUUAAUUAUAUGGAUUAUAAUACAGUUUGUAGGGGUUAAGAUUGAUUUUAUUUAACUAGGCAAGUCAGUUAAGAACAAAUUCUUAUUUUCAAUGACGGCCUAGGAACAGUGGGUUAACUGCCUGUUCAGGGGCAGAAUGAUAGAUUUGUACCUUGUCAGCUCAGGGAUUUGAACUUGCAACCAUCCGGCUACUAGUCCAACGCUCAAACCACUAGGCUACCCUGCCGCCCCUAUAUAUAUUUUUUUUGUACAGGAAAAUCAAGUCAGAAGUUUCAAAGUGGAAAUUACUAAUUUCAGAAGCCCUUUUAAGCCUUGAGUACAUUACAAGUUUUACAUGCUUAGGGCCUCCCGAGUUGCGCAGUGGUCUAAGGCACUGCAUUGCAGUUGCUAGCUGUGCCACUAGAGAUCCUGGUUGAGUCCAGGCUCUGUCGCAGCCGGCCGAGACCGAGAGACCCAUGGGGCGGUGUACAAUUGGCCCAGCGUCGUCUAGGUUAGGGGAGGGUUUGGCCGGCCGGGAUGUCCUUGUCCCAUCGCUCUCUAGCGACUCCUGUGGUGUAUUAAUGGCAUGUAAACACCUUAAUCUCACUUCCAGUGGUGUAUUAAUCGCAUGUAAACAUCCUAAUCUCACUUCCAGUGGUGUAUUAAUGGCAUGUAAACAUCCUAAUCUCACUUCCAGUGGUGUAUUAAUGGCAUGUAAACACCUUAAUCUCACUUCCAGUGGUGUAUUAAUGGCAUGUAAACACCUUAAUCUCACUUCCAGUGGUGUAUUUGAUCUGCACAUGUGCUAUCAUGAGCAGCGUGAACCUCCUUUUUUGGCACAGGUGAAGUGAGUUUGGAAAAUCUGAAAGUAUGCAUAGUUUUCACAUGCAAACAUUAUAUAGUAUGUCCAAACUCUGAAUCAGAUAAGCUUCCCAAAAAUGAUAUGAUCGAUGUGAUAGAACGUUUAUGUUGAUUGGUCAUUUUCAGGUUGCCUGUAUAUGACCUGUCCACCGGAUUGUAGAGGAAAUCGUUCUUCUCGCAAAGCAUGUAAAUGUUAGAAACAAACUAUUAUAUUAAUCAGAGUAUUAACACGAAUCAUGUUAUUGAAUGCAUAUAAACAUACCUGUUGUUACAUGAAAUACGAUAGUUUGCAAAAAUACUGAAUUUAAAGUUUGCGCUUAUGUAGAAAUAUGCAGUUGGUACAUUUACAUUUACAUUUAAGUCAUUUAGCAAACGCUCUUAUCCAGCGCGCAAUUGCUCAAACUAAAGCCAUGUGCCUUUAAAGCCUGCUCACACUUCUACUCUGCCAGUGUGUAUCUCUGUGUAUAUCUCUGUUCUUUCUUAACCUAUGUGAGAACAAGUUUACUGCAGUACUAGCAAACUUUAUAAUGACAAUCUUAAAAUGUGUGAUGUGAUUGCAAGAUCACUGCCUUACUUCUCAUAAUCAAUAAUAGUAAAGUCCAUUUUUACCCAGUGCUGUCGAAUUGGAAUGUAAAUAUCCUAUCGUUUUACAUGUUUAUUUCCUGCAUCUAAAACCAAUGUUGAUUUUGUGUUGAAUGAAUGUAACAUUUGCAUAUAUUUCUAUAGAGACCAAGGCCUCAGUUCUGUACAUGUUGUGAGAGUGAAGUCUUUUAAACAGAAUUGCAAAACUGUCACACUUAGAACUUAGUUGUAAUAAAGCAGUGGUUUUCUUUUUAA